Messenger RNA from Sphaeroforma arctica JP610, 276 nucleotides. RefSeq lists its product as hypothetical. The annotation marks the transcript as partial. The transcript has 2 exons. NCBI's taxonomy places the organism in Eukaryota, Ichthyosporea, Ichthyophonida. The record is from RefSeq and is a predicted model, not a curated record.
CAAGAAACAAAUACCGCACAACACGAUGUGGACGAUGAGCUUCGGAACUUACCUACGCCGCCAACAAAUACAACCGCAGCGCCAAACAAUGCUAGUGAGGACGACGACGAUGAUGGUGAUUUUGCAGAGCUCAAUAAAAGGUUCAACUCAUCGUCGCACGUGCCCCCGUCAGACGACACUCUGCCACCCCCACCUCCUCCGCCGAUGGAUAGCGAUGAUGAUAGCGAUAGUGACUUUGGCGAACUUGCAGAUAGAUUCAAAAAACUGCAGAGCUGA